This is a messenger RNA of Dracunculus medinensis (Guinea worm), 318 nucleotides long. The record is from the annotation of a GenBank genome assembly. Lineage: Eukaryota; Metazoa; Nematoda; Chromadorea; Rhabditida; Dracunculidae.
AUGUACCAUUUAACUUCAUUCAAAAAUAUUUUUCCAGAUCCUUCUCUUGAUUGGACUGGCAAUAUUUCCUCAAGGAAGAAGCGAAAACCUUAUACAAAAUACCAAACGCUGGAGUUAGAGAAGGAAUUUUUAUAUAAUACUUAUGUUAGCAAGCAAAAACGAUGGGAAUUGGCGAGAAACUUGGUUCUUUCAGAAAGACAAGUUAAAAUUUGGUUCCAGAAUCGAAGGAUGAAGGAUAAAAAACAAAAACAGCGGUCUUCAGUUGAUCCGUCAUGCAGUUCACAGUUAAUGAUGCCAGGAACAAUGAAAGACGAGUGA